UCCAGAGGUAAGCGAGAAGAGAAGCAAUCCUUCGGGUUUGGAUCCUUGUUCCAGCCUAAUUCGUUUUCCUUUCGGUAGGCAAAAAUCCUAGUUUAUUUGUAUCUUUAAAUCUAUCGAAGAACAAAGAUCCUAUACCUUUUGGAAUCUCCUUUCCUAUAUCUGGGAAUCAGUCGGAAAACCUCAAAGAGGGCCCAUAGCGAUGGCCCCGCCGCAGCCGAAUACCGGUCUCUUUGUUGGGCUCAACAAAGGGCACGUCGUCACCAAGCGGGAGUUGCCUCCUCGCCCUUCCAGCAGAAAAGGGAAAACCAGCAAGAGGGUGCAUUUUGUCAGAAACUUGAUCAGGGAAGUUGCUGGGUUUGCUCCCUAUGAAAAGAGGAUUACUGAGCUCCUGAAAGUUGGAAAGGACAAGCGUGCGCUCAAGGUGGCGAAAAGAAAGCUUGGAACUCACAAGAGAGCAAAGAAGAAGCGUGAGGAAAUGGCUAAUGUACUCAGGAAGAUGAGAUCUGCUGGAGUGGCUGAGAAGAAGAAAUGAAGUGGAGCAGCGUAUUCAUAAUACACUCUGGUCUCAAGAUUUUAUUCCUAAACUAGUGAAAAAUUUCGAUCCUUUGUGCUGGUAGGAAAGCUGGGACUAUUAAGAUACAAGUUUGUCUAAUCUUUGGUUCUGCGAGAAACUUCCUUUUUGAUAUUGGCUGAGAAUAUUUCAGUUUUGGGUAGUGGCACUUCAACCAUGCAAUCCUCUGACUGCAUUUUCAUAGUGACAAACUGGUUCAGCAAUAUGCCAAUGAUGUGUUGUUGCUAUUUGAAUCUCCAGCUCAGGAAAAAAAAAAGUUGAUGCAAAUGUGCUCUCUUCUGAAUUGCUGUGCAUAUUUUUAUCUAGAUGUGGAUUGCUGGAGGUUUUUCAAAUUUUUUGUUUCGCCCC
Molecule: messenger RNA, 919 nt
Organism: Elaeis guineensis (African oil palm)
Lineage: Eukaryota; Viridiplantae; Streptophyta; Magnoliopsida; Arecales; Arecaceae
Product: large ribosomal subunit protein eL36x
Biological process (GO): translation
Cellular component (GO): ribosome
Molecular function (GO): structural constituent of ribosome
Source: RefSeq, a predicted model, not a curated record